Molecule: messenger RNA, 1896 nt
Organism: Striga hermonthica
Lineage: Eukaryota; Viridiplantae; Streptophyta; Magnoliopsida; Lamiales; Orobanchaceae
Source: the annotation of a GenBank genome assembly
AUGGCUAAAAAUUGCGCAUCUGGGAUUUUAGCUGGUCUAGCAUAUGUUACUUUCGGAAUUGAUCAUGCUUAUGCGGACGGGCCGUUCAAUUUUCCCCCAUUCUCCAGUGCUUCUUUGGCGGCUUCGCAGCAGGCUACUCCGGAGCCGGCGAAGGCUCCAACUCAGCCGGCAGUGGCCGAGCCACCUCGAGUUCGUAAUGAUAAUCCAAGGACGACGUCUGCUGGGUUCGACCCUGAGGCUUUGGAGAGGGGUGUCAAGGCAUUGAAGGAGAUUACUAGUUCUUCAAAUGCCAAGAAGGUGUUUGAAGUGAUGAAGAAGCAAGAAGAAACUAAACAGCAAGAGUUAACAUCUAAAGUGGUGGAAUUCAAAGCAAUGCAGACUCAGGCUGAAGCUGAGAGGCAAAGGGUAGUCUAUGACGAACAGAAAAAGCUAGCUCAGCAACAAGCACAGAUAAAAUCACAGAUGGCUAAGUAUGAGGAUGAGUUGGCAAGAAAAAGAAUGCAGGCUGAGAAUGAGCAUCAAAGAGCGAGAAAUCAGGAACUUGUGAAAAUGCAAGAGGAGUCGUCUAUGAGGCAAGAGGUAGCCAGGCGAGCCACAGAAGAGCAAAUUCAAGCACAACGUCUGCAGACUGAAAGGGAGAAGGCCGAGAUAGAACGUGAGACUAUAAAAGUUAGGGCUAUGGCGGAGGCCGAGGGUAGGGCCCAUGAAUCAAAGCUUGCAGAGGAUGUCAACAGGAGAAUGCUCAUUGAACGUGCAAAUGCGGAGCGUGAGAAGUGGGUUGCGGCUAUCAACACAACUUUCGAUCAAAUUGGAGGAGGUUUGCGAGCUAUUUUAACGGAUCAAAAUAAAUUGGUUGUAGCUGUUGGUGGAGUAACAGCUUUAGCAGCAGGGGUCUACACUACAAGAGAAGGUGCCAGGGUGAUUUGGAGUUAUGUGGACCGAAUAUUAGGACAACCAUCUCUGAUCCGAGAAUCUUCUCGAGGGAAGUACCCGUGGUCUGGGCUAUUCUCCCGUGGCUUGAGCACAUUUUCCCUGCGUGGGGCCAAUAGAAGUUCAGGCUCUCAGAACGGAAACAGUUUUGGUGAUGUCAUUUUACACCCUUCUCUCCAGAAGCGGAUUGAGCAGCUGGCGAGUGCAACAGCAAAUACAAAAGCCCAUCAGGCACCAUUCAGAAACAUGCUCUUUUAUGGGCCACCAGGAACAGGGAAAACCAUGGCUGCAAGGGAGCUUGCCCGUAAAUCUGGUCUUGAUUAUGCACUGAUGACUGGAGGUGAUGUUGCGCCACUGGGUUCUCAGGCUGUCACGAAGAUCCACCAGCUGUUUGAUUGGGCCAAGAAGUCCAACAGGGGUUUGUUGCUCUUCAUUGAUGAAGCAGAUGCAUUCUUGUGCGAGCGGAAUAAAACCUAUAUGAGUGAAGCCCAAAGGAGUGCACUAAACGCACUCUUAUUCCGUACGGGUGACCAGUCGAAAGACAUAGUCCUCGCCCUAGCUACCAACCGGCCUGGUGAUCUUGAUUCGGCCGUGGCUGACCGUAUAGACGAGGUCUUAGAAUUCCCUUUGCCUGGUGAGGAAGAACGCUUGAAGCUACUCAAACUGUAUCUGGACAAGUACAUUGCGCAAGCCGGGGCAAGAAAACCGGGCUUGUUUGCCCAUCUCUUCAAGAAACAGCAGAAGAAGAUAGAGAUCAAGGGACUGAAUGAUGAUGUCAUCAAGGAAGCUGCUGCCAAGACUGAGGGGUUCUCCGGACGAGAGAUUGCGAAGCUGAUGGCAGGUGUUCAGGCAGCUGUUUAUGGCAGUCAAGAUUGCAUCUUGUAUGCUAAUUUGUUCCGUCAAGUGGUCGAUUAUAAGGUUGCCGAGCAUCAGCAGAGAAAGAAACUUGCUUUGGCCCAAGGAUAA